UUCGGAUCCGAGACACAAGCCCAGACCAAAACGAAACCCCGCACGCCUCGCCUCGCCUCGCCGCUGCCGCUGCCGCUGCCGCUGCCGCUGCCGCCGAUGGAGACCGACGCCGACGAAGCCCCGCUGCUCGCCGAAGAGCCCCUGCGGCCGGGAUCCUGCAGCAGCGAGCUCGAGCUGCGGGAGUUCCGCGACCGCUACGUGAUCCGCUCGCUCGACGGGGGCGGCGCCUUCGCCGUCGCUCGCUCCGACGGCUCCCUCCGCCCUCUAUCCCCAGAGGAAGCCGCGUCCGGGAGCGACUGCAAGAUCUCGAGGAUAUAUGGAGUGGCCGGCAUGAUCAGAAUGCUCGCCGGUGAGUGAAACUGUGAACAUUUGCCCGAGACCAAACAAUUGCAGGCAGCUACAUACUUGUCAUCACUUCUCGAAAGGACGCUGGCUCUUAUCAGGCUUCUACUGUUUACCAUGUGAACUCGAUGAAAUUCUUAUGCUGCAACGAGGCUAUAAAGCAUUUAACUUCACAGGAAAAAAGAGAUGAGGCAUACUUCAUGUCUCUCUUGAGAAUUGCAGAAACUACCUGUGGACUGUAUUACUCGUACGACAGGGAUUUGACAUUAAACUUGCAGAGAGCAUCAAAGCUAGUUGCGGGGAGGGUACAUAAACCAUUAUGGAAACAGGCUGAUCCACGGUUUGUUUGGAACAGGAAUUUGUUAGAGGAGCUUAUUGAAGCUAAGCUUGAUGAGUUCAUCACCCCACUGAUCCAAGGAAGUUUUCAGACUGCACAAUUUACCUUGAAGCAUGGACCAGUCAGAAUAACUUUAUUCUCUCGGAGAUGCAACAGGCGUUUAGGGACAAGAAUGUGGAGAAGGGGCGCAAAUCUUGAAGGUGCCACCGCUAAUUUCGUUGAAACAGAACAGCUGGUUGAGUAUGAGGGUUUAACAUCCUCAUUUAUACAGGUUCGUGGCUCUAUUCCACUUCUCUGGGAGCAAAUAGUGGAUUUGAGCUACAAACCACGACCCAGCAUUAUUGAACAUGAUGAAAUGACGAAGGUUGUUCAACGCCACUUUCACGAUCUUUCACAAAGAUAUGGAGAUACAAUGGUUGUUGAUUUGACUGAUAAACAAGGUGAUGAAGGAAAUUUAAGCAAUGCAUUUGCUGCUGAAAUGGAGAAAUUCCCUAAUAUCAGGUAUGUGCAUUUUGAUUUCCAUCAUAUUUGUGGAGGAGGGAACUUUCAUAACUUGCAAGCUCUCUAUGAUGAAGUUGAGGAAACUAUUCACAAACAAGGAUACUUUCUCAUGAACUCGAAAGGAGAGAUAUUGUUGGACCAAAGUGGUGUAGUUAGGUCCAACUGUAUUGAUUGCUUGGACCGCACUAAUGUGACGCAGAGUUUCUUAGCAAGAAAAUCGUUGGACUCGCAGCUGCAGCGAAUGGGUGCUUUAUCAUCAGCUGAAAGCAUCUCUCAAUCUGAUGGCAUUAAUGAUACAUUUAAAAAACUGUGGGUUGAGCAUGGAGAUGAGCUAAGCCUUGAAUAUGCUGGUUCUUAUGCUUUAAAGGGAGACCUUGUGAGGUAUGGAAGGCAGACGCUACCUGGAUUAAUUAAAGAUGGCAUGAGUGCCCUUUCGCGAUAUUAUUUGAAUAAUUUUCAUGACGGUGUGCGACAAGAUGCUCUAGAUCUUAUCAGCGGUUACUACACGGUCAGCAAAAGCAGCUCUUCUCCUUUCCAAAUCGUCGGGUUUGAAUCUGCACCGUAUCUUCCCGUGGCGUCGGCAAUCAUAGUUGGUGGGAUUACUGUCACAACUUUCACUCUUAGUCAAGUUGGACGGAGCGCACAACACCUCAUAUCCUCCAUUAUCUGUGCUGGCUUGACAGCCGGAGUGGUAGCCUUGGUGAAAGCAAAUGGAAAGCAGUUUUGCUCUAGACCCCGCUUGUGUGGUCUGAUCUAAUUUCUAACCUUUGUUAUCCAUUUUCAGACCUCUGUUGUUAAAAUUGAAUGUAUAUAGAUCCCAUAGCAAGUUUUACUUGUCCACUGACUAUGUAGAUUAAAUAAGGGAACGGGUCGGCCUUCUGGUCUUGUAUACUGAAGUACGUAACACCUUAGACUGUCCAGUUUCUAAGUAGAUUGCUCAAUCAGACGAGCACAAUGCCUUCCAAUAUUGUAAACUGAAGUUAAUUUGGGACACCAGACUGUACUGCGCAGUUUAUGUAUCUUCAGUAAUUGUAAUGAAAUUGUGAAUACGGAACUUCACGGUCAAGAUGAAUAUAUACCGUAGGCAUAGCGCAGUGUGGAAAGUAGUCUCUUGCA
Molecule: messenger RNA, 2296 nt
Organism: Brachypodium distachyon (stiff brome)
Lineage: Eukaryota; Viridiplantae; Streptophyta; Magnoliopsida; Poales; Poaceae
Product: phosphoinositide phosphatase SAC8
Exons: 20
Coding region: 471-1937 (488 amino acids)
Biological process (GO): phosphatidylinositol dephosphorylation
Cellular component (GO): endoplasmic reticulum
Molecular function (GO): phosphatidylinositol-4-phosphate phosphatase activity
Source: RefSeq, a predicted model, not a curated record